Molecule: messenger RNA, 1231 nt
Organism: Durio zibethinus
Lineage: Eukaryota; Viridiplantae; Streptophyta; Magnoliopsida; Malvales; Malvaceae
Product: BTB/POZ domain-containing protein At4g08455-like
Molecular function (GO): protein binding
Source: RefSeq, a predicted model, not a curated record
GGGAAAAAAGUGUAGAACUAUUUGGUUUUAAUACAUAUAGACCCCAUAACCAGCCGGUAGCAAUAACCGCACUUCUGCUUCCCAUAGGACCAAAAGCUAAAAGAAAAAAUGCGUAGGCACAGGUGCCACCGGGCCGCGCGAUCCGAAUCCGAGAUGGAGAGCGAGACGGACACCGAGACCAUGAGGUGCAUAUCGUGCAAGGAAGAGUACGGAGCAUGCGACGCCGGCACGUGCAAGGAGUGCUAUGAGGAGGCAAGCGAGACCGAGGAAGAACUGAAGCGAGAGAUCGAAGAGCUAAAAGCCAAAGUCGCCUUUUUACGCUUUUGGUCUCCGCUCGAUCAUACCCACCGUGCCUCCAACUCGCCCGGUAUCUUCUUCCCCGACAUCGUUUUGGUCGCUUCCGAUGAUGGGUCUCCCGGCCUGCCGACUAUGCCUGUACCCGCCCAUAAAGCCGUUUUGGUAAGUCGUUCACCUGUAUUCAAAGCAAUGCUUGAGAAUGAGAUGGAAGAAAGCAGGAGUGGAACCAUCAAGAUCAGUGAUGUAUCAUACGAUGCGCUUCGUGCCUUUGUAAACUAUUUGUACACUGCGGAAGCAUGGCUGGAUGAGCAGAUGGCUUGUGACCUUCUGGUUUUGGCUGAAAAAUACCAGGUGAAGCAUCUCAAGGGGUUCUGCGAGAAGUUCCUGGUAUCCAAAUUGAACUGGGAUAAUUCACUUGUGAGCUAUGCUUUUGCUCACCAGCACAGCGCCAAGCUCGUGCUUGAUGCAGCUUUGUGUUUGAUAACAGACAACAUGGAUAAGCUUACUAAAAGGGAAGAGUAUAUGGAACUUGUCGAAAAGGAUCCUCGGAUUGUUGUGGAAAUUUAUGAAGCUUAUCUCUCCAAACAGGUGAAUACCGCUGCUCAUAAGGAUUCUUCAAUGAAAUCAUAGUCAAUUCUGAUCAAGAAUUGUUUUGUUCAUCAUUUGGAUAAUGUGUUUUUGGUCAUUGCUGAUGGAUGAACUUUUAGUAUAUAUAAAAGAAGAAAAGUUUGAUGAUCUAUGGUUGGGGAAAUCUAUGUUACAAAUAUACAAUGCAUGAACUUUUAAGUUGUAAGUAAUCUGCAUGAUUUGGGAUCAUUAUUGAGAAGACAAUAAUGAAAUGAGUUUUAGAUGCUUUAACAGUGCAGCCUUCUUUUGGUGUUGCAAGGAUUCUAUGCCAUUUGCUAAUAUAUAUUGUACUUUUUUUUUCUUUCCU